Messenger RNA from Penicillium cosmopolitanum, 1086 nucleotides. RefSeq lists its product as uncharacterized. The record is from RefSeq and is a predicted model, not a curated record. Bases 1 to 1086 code for a protein of 361 amino acids. The transcript has 5 exons. NCBI's taxonomy places the organism in Eukaryota, Fungi, Ascomycota, Eurotiomycetes, Eurotiales, Aspergillaceae.
AUGAAUUUGUCUACAACACCAGGAAUGCAGCCGCCGGCCGGCCAGGCAUCACAUUUUAAUGGGCCCUAUAGCUCACUCCAGAUUGGAACCGUCAUUUCCUUUGGUGUCACCUUCUUCAUUGCUACGUGCUUCUUGGGUCUUCGGGUCUUCCAGGCGGUCAAGUUGAUCAAGAAUAUUGAGCUGGAUCUGAUUACAAUUAUAAUUUCCUAUGGCGUCUCUGCGACCUACUUUGCCACGAUAGUCAAUCAAAUGAAAUGGGGCUGGGGAAAACACAUGUGGAAUGUCUCAUUGGCGGAUCUUAUGGAAUUCAACAAGGGCUUGCUUCCCAACACCUUGACCUAUUUGAUCUGUCCAGCCAUUACAAAAAUGGCCAUUGUGUCCGUUUUAUUUCGUAUUAAUCCCUCAGUCAUCUAUCGCUGUAUCGUGGUAGCUGUUGCUGUGUCCAUAUUCGCAUAUACCCUGGUAUUAUGCACCAUUGUGGGAGGGCCAUGCAAUCCGCUCAAAACUGGAACGACGGUAUGCCUGGAGAAUGUUGCCUUGGCUCAAUCGGUUUUGAACAUUGCAUCAGACAUUGCAGUCAUGGCCUUACCCAUUCCGACAAUCCAUGCCCUUCAUUUAUCGACGAAAAACAAAAUCACGGUCGGAUGUCUUCUAACUCUGGGAUCUGGCGUCAUUGUUUGCUCAAUCGCCCGCCUACCAUAUGUCCUCCUCCUCGACAAAACUGAAGAUGUAACCUACACCGAAGCGAUCCUGGGAAUUUGGUCAAUGGUUGAGAUAAAUCUCGGUAUCGUCUGCGCUUGUGCGAUGCGCAUGAAAAGAUUGAUUGCGACAUAUCUCCCGCGACUAUCCUUGUUCUCAUCUAACCCGAGUAAUACUGCGAAAACAUCGCACGGGUCGGAUUUGAGGAGAUUCCAACCUAAUGGUAGAGGUCAACAUUCUUACCAGCUUCACAGUCUCCAAGGGAGUAGUGCGGACCCUUUUAAUGAUCCCAAGGGUAUAAAAUAUCAUCAAUCGUUCAAGGUCGAUGUACAGUCUAAAGACGGCGGAGGUGGGGAUGCCGCGAGCACGGAUAAAAUUUUGAUCUGA